This is a messenger RNA of Anolis carolinensis (green anole), 646 nucleotides long. Its product is annotated as nematocyst expressed protein 4. The coding region runs from base 177 to 557 and encodes 126 amino acids. Lineage: Eukaryota; Metazoa; Chordata; Lepidosauria; Squamata; Anolidae. The transcript is spliced from 4 exons. The record is from RefSeq and is a predicted model, not a curated record.
GCAAGGGAAGGCUAGUCCCACCUCCUUGCCACUCAUAAGGAGUUAUGUGAGGCCGAGGCUCUGAGGCCUAGCCACGGAAAGGGUGUCAAGAGUGACUUCAGACACUGCAAGCAGCAAGGAUGUCAUCCAGGGGACACCUGGAUGUUUUAGCAUCCUGUUGAAACUCCUCAUUGGAUAUGUGGAAUCCUAACCAAGGAAUGCCAGCUCAGCAGCCUUGCGCACCUGGUCCAUACCCUGGGCCAGGCAUGCAGCCUGGCCAGCAACCCCCACCCACUGGAUACCCUGGCCCAUAUGGGCCCCCUUCUCAAGGAUCGCAUCACCAUGGGCAUCACCCUCCUCCACCUGGUCCAUCAGGAGGACCUGGAUGCCCUCCAACUCAGCCACCAGGCUGCCACCCCCCUGGAAGUCCUCAUGGGCAUCACAAGAAGCACAAGCAUCACAAGGAACAUAAGCAUCACAAGGAACACAAGCAUGGCCACGGCCAUGGCCACAGCCACGGCCAUCAUGGCAAAAAGCAUGGAAGCAGCUCCAGCAGUAGCAGCUCCGAUUCAGAUUGAAGAUGUCCUUUUCUGCGCUCAAGUGGAGCCCAGCUUUCAAGCCCUUUCCAGCACUUCUGGCUACAAUUAAAAUUACUUUAGAGUCCUUG